AAAACAUAACCUAGAAUAAAAAAGUAGGUGUACAUUGUAAAUUUUAGAUUUAGGUGUAUGUAUUUAAAUGGUAUUUAAGAAGUUACAAUAAAUAAUUGAUAUAAUGGUUACUCAGAAUAUUGCUGGUCUAAAAAAUUUCUUUGUAUUUAACUCUACCUUGGGAAAUAAGGAAGGAGAGGAAUUGAAGAAAAUCUUAUAUUAUUAUCCAGUAAUAGACAAUGUAGAUGUCCAAAUAAAAAACGUAGGGUUGGUGGAAGGCAUUAUUCAAUUUACAGAAACAUUUAAACCAUCCACACCUGUUAAAUCUUUAAGGACAACUAAAACAAGACAUUUAUAUUUUCAACCCGAAAAAGACUACUGGAUAGUUAUGACCUUACAAAUAAACCGUCCCUCAAAAGAGAAAGAUAUUUCACAUGAUGCUGAAGAAUUAGAGGAUGAUGUAGAUGACAGUGUAUAUGAGGCUAUUCUUAAGCAAUCAUAUUAUGUGUAUAGACUAUUUUGGAAUACAUUUGAAUCUUCAAAGGAUAUAACUUCGUUAAAGACAUCUUUGGAUGUCUUUUAUAGAACGUAUCUUCAAUCAAUAAAACUAGCCAAUGCAGAUAUAUUAAAUGUAUUUUCUGGAAUCCAGUACCUACCUUUAGAUAAACAGACUUUUCUUAAAGUUCAAUGUUUCGUCAAUUCUUUGGAAAGCACUUAUGGAAUCAUUCAGCACUCGUCGUUUUUGUAUAAUGAUUAUUUGAUAUGGAGCGGUGUAGAACCAAGCGACAUGCAAAUAAUAUACCAGUAUCUAAUAGGAACGCUACUUCCUGCCAACGUUGAAGCUGAAUUACAAGGCGGCUCGAUACCAAGAAAUGCUCCGUCACCCUUUGCUGCCUUGCGUCAUGGCAGGUUCAUCAUAGGCCCUUCGAAUGUUAAACUGGCCAAAACUGUCGGAAAAAUUCCUAAAGUAUAUCUGUUUGCAUCUGGCAAAGCUGAGGAAUUUCAUUUGGUCGUUUAUCGGGCGCUUAGUGCUACUGUCUGUCUCUUUAUUAAAGGUGAUGCAGAGUUGACUGUGGAUCUUUUUAAGGAACUAGACGAAUUCAUCAAUUCCAAACUUAUUUCCAUCGUGUCAGAUAUCGCAGAAUACUGCUCCAAACAAGUUAUAACUCCCUCAAAUCUACCGGAGACUGCCCCAAGGUUUAUUUACUUCAACAAACUGAAUCUAGCAUAUAAAAGUACAGUGCAUUUAGACAACAAACAAAGUGGGAAUUUGUCAUGUCCAAAAGAAGCUAUGCGGAUUGCUGCUGAAAUGAAAGCAAAUAUUCCGUUUUUGGGAUCAUCGGGUGAGACAAUAGUAAAGACUAUGAACGAUUAUUGGGUUGUGAUGAAGUUGUCUAAUAAUCGGGAGUUUUAUAUUGCCUUGCAACAGAAAAAUGCUAGUUUGAUUGAUAUAAAUGAGGAAGUUCGACGACUAUGCGAUACAGAAUUAAAAGGCAUCUUCUUUACACAAGUGUGAUCCAUUGGUACAUAUAAGUAAAUAUAAGGUUGAAUAUUUAAUAACAGAUUAUAUAUAUCCUAAUGUUUUGUUAUAUAAAUAUAAUAAAAAUAUUAUUCAAUUCAA
This is a messenger RNA of Diabrotica virgifera virgifera (western corn rootworm), 1600 nucleotides long. RefSeq names its product vacuolar fusion protein CCZ1 homolog (gene Ccz1). NCBI's taxonomy places the organism in Eukaryota, Metazoa, Arthropoda, Insecta, Coleoptera, Chrysomelidae. Gene Ontology annotation, cellular component: Mon1-Ccz1 complex; intracellular membrane-bounded organelle. Bases 104 to 1495 code for a protein of 463 amino acids. Gene Ontology annotation, biological process: vesicle-mediated transport. The record is from RefSeq and is a predicted model, not a curated record. The transcript is spliced from 8 exons.